This is a messenger RNA of Cryptomeria japonica (Japanese cedar), 567 nucleotides long. Its product is annotated as aspartyl protease 25-like. Gene Ontology annotation, biological process: proteolysis. Bases 1 to 567 code for a protein of 188 amino acids. The record is from RefSeq and is a predicted model, not a curated record. The transcript is spliced from 3 exons. Lineage: Eukaryota; Viridiplantae; Streptophyta; Pinopsida; Cupressales; Cupressaceae. Gene Ontology annotation, molecular function: aspartic-type endopeptidase activity.
AUGUCGCCUGAAUUCCCUGCAAUCCCUGCUCCGGUUGCUCAAGUGAGCAAUUCGAGCCAUCCAAGUCGUCCACGGUACGGCGACAAGUCAAAGGUGGAGGAGCUCAUUUCGUCUGAGACGCUAACUGUGGGCUCUCAGCCGGUGGAGGAUUUUGUCUUCGGAUGUGCGAGUUCGUACGUUCUCUUAUUGCCUUCCUUCCCUUGGCUCCUCUGCUUUCACGGGAUAUCUCGUGCUGGGGAAGGGGCUAUUUCUGUGCAGGGCAUGCAAUUCACGCCCCUCUUGUCCAACGCUAGGUACCCUUCCUUCUAUUAUGUGGGGCUAAACGGAAUCUCUGUGGGAGGAGAGCCUGUUUCCAUCCCAGAGGGGACCUUCACCUUCGACAACUCAACGGGAAGAGGGACUAUCAUAGAUUCGGGAACAGUUAUCACUCGGCUAGUGGAGCCCGCUUACAAUGCCAUGAGAGAUUCUUUCCGCCGUCAGCUCUCCAAUCUGACUCGGGCUAGUCCCACAAAUUUCUUUGAUACGUGCUACAACAAACCAUCCGGCGAUAGUAUACUAGUAAUAUAG